Molecule: messenger RNA, 978 nt
Organism: Emiliania huxleyi CCMP1516
Lineage: Eukaryota; Haptophyta; Isochrysidales; Noelaerhabdaceae
Product: putative glutathione-S-transferase
Exons: 1
Coding region: 116-757 (213 amino acids)
Source: RefSeq, a predicted model, not a curated record
CGACUGCCCGCGUGAGUCUCGGUGUCAAUCUGGCGUCGAAAGGAGAGAGUGCGGUGAUUUACAGCAAGGUCCGAGAACGACAAGCUCGUCUCUCGCUGCGCAAAGAGGAAAUCACAUGUCGCUCCGGCUCAUCGGUAGCGCCCGCUUCCGCCCGCUUCGCAACCUGUGGAUGCUCGAGGAGCUCGGCGUGCCGUAUGUGCACGAGCCGGUGCGCCCGCGCUCUGCAGAGGCCAACGCGAGCAAUCCCUUUGGCAAGGUACCGACGCUGAUAGACGGCGAGUUUACGAUAUACGAGAGCGUCGCGAUAAACACCUAUCUCGGCGACAAGUACCGAACCUCCGCGCUGGAGCUGGUGCCGCCGCCCGCCACGACAGCGCGCGGCCGCUACGAGCAGCUGAUAGCAACCAUCUACGGCGAGCUGGACUGCCAGGCGCUCUGGAUCCACCGCAAGCACGCGAGCGACGUGGCAAAAUUCAUCGGCGCGCCGAACCCGGAGGCGACCGAGGUUGCUCGCAAGCACGCCGACAAGGUGGUGGACGUGCUCGCCGACGAGCUGGGCCGCUCCGGUGGCGAGUACCUGCUCGGCAGCCAAUUCUCGGCGGCCGACAUCCUGCUGGUCCACUGCUGCAACUGGGCCGAAUCGAUCGGCUGGGGCGAGCGCUGGAGCGGAGAGGCGCCGCAGCUGCAAGGCCUUGCCGCCUACCUCGAGCGUUGCCGCAGCCGCCCUGCGUAUGCACGGGCAAAGGCGCUGCCGUGAGCGGCGUUCACGUAAUUUUAUCCGUCCGCACGUGCGUUUACGCAUCCCUCUACCCCCAUCCGCCGUGGCGGCCCGUGGUGCCGCCCGUUUUUUCAAUGCUUUCUGUGUGAAGGUUUCGUGUCUUUCUCUUGCUAUCUAUCCCGUCUCGAGUUCUCGACUGUCUGUGCUUGUGCGUCUUGGGUCCGGGAGGGUUGUGUUUUAUGUGAAGGCUUCGUCGGAGU